This is a messenger RNA of Oryctolagus cuniculus (rabbit), 1327 nucleotides long. It is a transcript of the gene ANXA1, whose product is annotated as annexin A1. Gene Ontology annotation, biological process: phagocytosis; cellular response to glucocorticoid stimulus; signal transduction. Gene Ontology annotation, molecular function: phospholipase inhibitor activity; phosphatidylserine binding; calcium ion binding. Gene Ontology annotation, cellular component: nucleus; plasma membrane; vesicle membrane. Lineage: Eukaryota; Metazoa; Chordata; Mammalia; Lagomorpha; Leporidae. The record is from RefSeq and is marked provisional.
UGGAAGAAGGAAGAGAAAAAGACUCCUUUAAAAAUGGCAAUGGUAUCAGAAUUCCUCAAGCAGGCCUGGUUUAUUGACAAUGAAGAACAGGACUAUAUUAACACCGUGAAAACAUACAAAGGAGGACCUGGAUCAGCAGUGAGUCCCUAUCCUGCCUUCAAUCCAUCCUCGGAUGUUGCUGCCUUGCACCAAGCAAUAAUGGUUAAAGGUGUGGAUGAAGCAACCAUCAUUGACAUUCUAACUAAGAGAAAUAACGCACAGCGCCAGCAGAUCAAAGCAGCAUACCUCCAGGAAAAAGGAAAGCCUCUAGAUGAAGUUUUGAAGAAGGCCCUUACAGGUCACCUUGAGGAAGUUGUGCUGGCUCUGCUAAAAACCCCAGCCCAGUUUGAUGCUGAUGAACUGCGUGCUGCCAUGAAGGGCCUUGGAACUGAUGAAGACACUCUGAUUGAAAUUUUGGCCUCAAGAAAUAACAAAGAAAUUAGAGAAAUUAACAGAGUCUACAGAGAGGAACUGAAGAGAGAUCUGGCCAAAGACAUUGCCUCCGAUACGUCUGGAGAUUUUCAGAAAGCGCUGCUUUCCCUUGCUAAGGGUGACCGUUCUGAAGAUUUUGGUGUGAACGAAGACUUGGCUGAUACGGAUGCCAGGGCUUUAUACGAAGCAGGAGAAAGGAGGAAGGGGACGGAUGUGAAUGUGUUCACUACCAUUCUCACCACCAGAAGCUAUCUCCAUCUUCGCAGAGUGUUUCAGAAAUACAGCAAGUACAGCCAGCACGACAUGAACAAAGUUCUGGACCUGGAGCUGAAAGGUGACAUUGAGAAAUGCCUCACAGCCAUCGUGCAGUGUGCCACAUGCAAACCAGCUUUCUUUGCUGAGAAGCUCUAUCAGGCCAUGAAGGGUGCUGGAACUCGCCAUAAGACAUUAAUCAGGAUCAUGGUUUCCCGUUCUGAAGUCGACAUGAAUGAUAUCAAAGCAUUCUAUCAGAAGAAGUAUGGUGUGUCUCUUUGCCAAGCCAUCCUGGAUGAAACCAAAGGAGACUAUGAAAAGAUCCUGGUGGCUCUUUGUGGAGGAAACUAACCAUACCUUUGAGGGUCUGAAAUAUUAUGAUCAGAAGACUUUCUAUUCAUAUCUUUUCAUUGUAUAACAUAGGCAGGUAUCUUUCUGAAAAAUAUAGCCUAUAAAUCAUUUUUAUCACAACUCUGUGUAAUAGAGAUAAGCUUGUUUUUUUUAGAAAAUAUGUUUACCCUGAUGAUAAAAUCUCAUAAAGAAGUUGUUCUAGUAACAUUGCCUGAGAAAACAGUUGUGUAGCUUAAAAUAAAAUGAUGUUAUA